Molecule: messenger RNA, 4083 nt
Organism: Hydractinia symbiolongicarpus
Lineage: Eukaryota; Metazoa; Cnidaria; Hydrozoa; Anthoathecata; Hydractiniidae
Exons: 4
Coding region: 1124-2134 (336 amino acids)
Source: RefSeq, a predicted model, not a curated record
UGGUGGUGGUAAUGGUGGCUGGGUGGGUUUUUUGAUGAUGGUGUUUAUUGCUAGUUUGGUUUUAGCUUGUUUCUUUUUCAAGUUAGAAUGUGGAAAAAUGUGUGAUACCGGGAAUUUAUAAAAACAAAAGGAAUUUAUUAGUGGCGUUAUUAUAAAAUUCUGUUUCAGAAAUUACUUUUUUAAGUUUAUUUUUUACAACAUCUGUGGGAAACUGUAGUUUGGUAUUGGUAGGGAAAUUUACUUAAGGAGACUUUUACCUGAUUUUUGUUGUGAACUGCUUAUAAAGUAUUUUUGUCUCUUACACAAAGAGAAUGACGUGGUAAAAGUUAAAAUCCAACUCCCAGAAGAAAACCAAGCGCGUGAGAGGUGUGAGGAAGACUGACAAACAGGAGAAAAUAUCCCAGCAAAAUCUUUCUCACCACCUGGAAAUCUGAAUAGAUAAGGUAAAAAAAAAAUACGCUGGGUUGCAAUUCUUUACUUACGUAAAAAUUGAAUUCUUUGUUUUCAGCCUGAAUGGCUUUACUCAUUUGAACAAAUAUAAUUAAUUAUUGUUUCAUUCAAGAGGUAAGUAUGUGACCACACUGGCUUUAUGCUUAUUGGUUGAUUUCAAUUCGGGGUUUGCUCUAAGAACUUAUUUAGUGUUAAUUGGUGGAUUUCAAUUAUAGGGAUUUGCUUUGACACAUGCGUUUGCGUUUGAGCAUGAGAAAAACUGAAUUUUGAUAUCCUCGACAAAAGUUUAGUUAACCUAGAAACCCAUAAAGGUAGCUAUAAAAUCAGCCCUAAAAACUAGAAAAUCAUGGAAAUUUGUGUUGGAAAAGGAUUCUUUGUAUCUCUGAAACUUUAAUAGCAAGCUAAUCUACUUAAAAGAUUCCAUUUAGAGUUAACUUGUAACCUUUCAUACUAUAUUAUUGUUAUAAUAAGCAAAGGCUAGUAAACCGUUUUUUCGUUCACACAAUUCUGUGCCGGAGGAAAAACCACUUAUCCAAAGAAAACAAACUACAAAAACUUGUAAAGGGUAAAGUAAAAUCUUUUGUUCUAAAAUUAGUUAAUUCUACCGCUUAUUAUAUUUCAGAUAUUAAAAAGAACGUCUAUUUUCUUUUCAUUUGUUAAUCCAAUCUGUCAAAUGGAAACCAUCAAGAUACUUGGAUUUGUUUUGAAAAUCUUGCAUGUUAUCGCUGCAGAUAAAUUUGAAUAUGACUUCAGAGACAUCAUCGAAAGACUCGUACCAACUGAAGUAAUCUUGCAAACAUUAUCCUCUUCAACUGUUACGUCUUGUUAUAUGCAGUGCAAAAACACACCAGACUGCCUUGAUGUUGGUUUAUCUCCAGAUCUUAUGUCUAAAUCGCGUGGACUGUGUUACCUUUUGCGGUCUGGUUUCAAUGGAGUUUCCACAGCAGGAACUAAAAUGUCUUUGUUGGACGAUCCGGAAUGCUGUGCCGUCCGUGAAUCAUGUUUUAAGAACAAUUUUCGGUGUUGCAAGCGAGGAUAUGUUGGAAACCUGUGUACAUCUAGGGCAGACUUCUCGCUGCACUUCGUUUUCAAAACUGCGAGCAUUAGUCGCCCAUGGAAGCGUAUGUUUCCCAUAAAAGCUUUGACAAUUGCUUUCUGGAUAAAAGGAGCUUUGAAUACAACAAAUCAGACGAACAUCGUUACCAUGUCAUUUGUAAAUCAGACUUACAAUGAAAUAAGUGUUCAGUAUAAUGAGGGGGGUAUGCUGCGGAUCCAAUGCUCAUUUCUGAGUGACAUUCAGACGGAUGUACCCAUUACCGAACCGCAUUGGUCGCACUUUGCAAUAGUUCUGAGCAAAACAGCAUUAAAGGUAUAUAAAAACGGGUUACUUGAGGACACUGUUAAUUUGGUGGUCACUUUUCCAGAUCCUACAGCUGGUGAUGUUUACCUUGGAAGCUCUUGUUUUGAAAGAGGAAAUGUUACUUCUACUGCAACAACAAACAGUAAUGGGUUUCAAGGACAGCUCGUUCAUUUUUAUGUUUGGAGCAGAGCAUUAAAAGAUUCCGAUGUUAAAGAUGUUCAAGAUGUACGAAUAGAUUUUAAGGGUAGCCUGCAGAUAUGGGGUAAAUUUAGACAUAACACUGGUACUGGCGUUCACAUUGAAGAUUAUCCAUUUAAUUAUUGAUGUUGGCGACCGCAUAUUUUCUGUUUUGCAGUGUUGUUUGAACAUCCCGUUGUGCAACUUAUAAAAACAUUGAAACGGAAUUAACAAAACCAAACAAUCUGUAGCUUAAUAAGGACUUGGUUUUUCAUGACUCUUGUCGCGAUUUUUGCUAAGGUAUUGAAUAUAAAAGGCUUGAGAUCUUGAGUUCUGUAGAAAGUAAUAUAGAAUACACGUUUGUGCAAAUCUGAUUCAAGAAAUACACGAUGCAGAUUAUAACAGGAUGGAAAUAAAAUGUAACAUCUUUCAUGAAGGUGCCCGUUGGAGCGUUGGGCUAAGACUAUUAUUAUGAAAGCUAGUAGUCAGCUCGUGAAAAAUUUCCUAAAAAAUCGCCACUGUGCAUUUGUCGCAUCGCUGUUUCUUAAACCCUUGCCCGUCAUGAAGUAAUGAAGUCUGCUUAGACGGGGGUUACUACUAUAAUUAUGGGGUGCUGUUGUAACGGCGAUUUUUGAUUACACAACCCAGGUUUCUAAAAAAUUGCAAAGUAUCACAAAAAUAUGUGCUACCAUUUUGAACAGACAAACAAAAUACGGAUGAGACUAGUCUUUAGCCGGUGAAAAAAUUCACAAGUUCGCAGGUCCUUUGAUUUUCGAUUUUUGAUAUCGUACAUAAUUCCAGCACCAAUAUUUCGUGCAUUUUUGUUUAACAGGGUAAUUAAAUUAAUUACUCUGUGGGGAAUCCGGAUUUAGAACGAAUACGACGGUUUUAGUUUUAUUUAUUUUUUUAUCUUUUUUAAUUAUUUUUUUUUGUGUGGUGAACAAAUAGAGUGGAAAGAGAGGGAAGUAAACUGAAAUUAGAAACAAAAUGCACAACUGAGUUAAGAUAGACUUAGGAAAACAGUGAGGAAAAACAAGCAGAAUGAGAAUAUAGUUAUCGAUGGAUAAUCAUAGAUAUCAAAUAUCAUAAUAAAAAUAAUAAUAAUAAUGAUAUAUAAUAUCAAAUAUAAAAUGUAAAAUCUAAUGUGCAUGAUAGGGACAUUCACCUAAAAUAACCAAUGGAAUUGUUUAACUAUUAUUUUGCACAAGGCUAUAUCAUAUAAAAAAAAUUAACUUGAUUUCACAUUAAUACAGACAAUUGAAGCCUAGCAUUAUACCAAAUGCAUCGUGAAGUUGCCCUAAAAUUAAUUAAAGCCUUCAAAAACUAAAACCUAUCGUAUUUUUCGUAACAAUGGCAAAUUAUCCAUCCUUAUUCCUUACUAAGUGAAAUUAGGUGUUGUAAUACAAAUACAUAUUGUCCUCGUCAUGCUUAGCAUACGUUCAUGUUUAAUCCCUUAAUUCAGGAAAACUAAAUUCAAAGACUCAACAAAGUUAUGUUUGCACGUCAUUGACGUACGGCUAUUUUCACAAUCGUCGACGGCAGGUUGUUUAAAUUAGAUUUUAAUUAAUUGAAGUCUAUGAACUUUUACUGUAUUAUAAACACGGGGAAGUCUGUGCUUUAAUGAUUAACCCGGUGAGAGAUAUUCUCCUUACAAUUCACCCAAGUUUUCAAUAAUCGAUAAAAGAUGGGCUGUAAAAUGUAUUUCUAUUUAAACUAACAAUUUUAAAAUUUAGCAAAAAGUUAUUCCGCAAAAUGAAAUUGCUGAGUGAUUGUUUUAACUUAACGGAAUAACGACAGGUUGUGGUUUUAUUUAAACAGGAGUUGUGCGAAUAUGCGGCUGAGAAAAGGCGUAUGGAUAUGUUUUUUCACAAUUAAUUUUUGAAAUUACGCAGGAACUUAUUCUGCAAAAAAAAAAUACUCGCCGACUGGUUAAAGGCACGAGGUAAAGCUAACAAAAAGGCUCAUUUUUUAACCGUGUGUACUCGUAUGUGGAUUUCAACCAAUAUUGUUUCCGAUUAAAUUUUUACCAAAUUAAAAAUAUGUCAGUAAAAGAUGUUUAAAAAUAACAGUACUUUUACAUUUUAAGCUGAAAUAGU